AUGCAUCUAAUAACGUUGAUUAUCUAUGCGAUAUUUUUCUGCGGUUCGAAUGUUGAAUUAAGAAGAUUCGAUAAGCAUUUUCGAUUUUAUGUUCAAAAUGUUGCAAGUCGAUUUCAUGCGAAUUGGAGGAAAAGUUUCCUAGAGAAAAAUCCGUUUGUGAGAAAUCGUUUCAAAUUAACCAAAAGUCGAACGAAUUACAACUCUUCGGAUUUUGUUUAUCCAAUGAUUCUUACUGUGGGUUCAUGUCUUGUUCAUCGAAAUCUCAAAGUUGCACAAUCUCGGUUGAAUUCUUCUUUGCUUUAUGUUGAUAUCUUAAACAUGAAUUACAACGAAUUACCAUCGGAUUGGGCAUCGGAAAAUCGCGCGACCGCACGAAUCGCUUGUAGAUAUGUUCUACAAGGUCUUCGUCGCAAACGUCUAUUUAGUCAAAAUUACAUCGACGAGAUUUCAGAAAUCAUUCACAUUCAAUGGAUGAAACGAAACGGUGAAUAUGCAUCAAAAGAUUUAAUGGUACCUUUUAGAAAUUUAACUGAAAUUGAAAAAGAUAAAGACCGAAAAGCGGUUUUGAUCGCUUGUAUAACCUUCAACGAACAUUUUUUGUAUCAUCGAUUUAAUUCAACUCCGGUUCACUUUUUUGGAUAUAUUAUUGAAUAA
Adineta ricciae is the source of this 654-nucleotide messenger RNA. The record is from the annotation of a GenBank genome assembly. Lineage: Eukaryota; Metazoa; Rotifera; Eurotatoria; Adinetida; Adinetidae.